Molecule: messenger RNA, 1439 nt
Organism: Oryzias melastigma (Indian medaka)
Lineage: Eukaryota; Metazoa; Chordata; Actinopteri; Beloniformes; Adrianichthyidae
Product: heat shock protein beta-7
Exons: 3
Coding region: 112-675 (187 amino acids)
Source: RefSeq, a predicted model, not a curated record
CAGCUCAAAGCUGAUUCUCUCCAUUUAGAGUCAACUUGGAUUCAAGGAAAAGUUCUGCACUUUUUCAGCUUCACACUAGUUUCAAGACUAAAACAUUUCUGUGGUUCAGCGAUGUCUUCCGUGACCUCCUCUUACCGCUCCUCGUCUCGCUACAGCACCUCCAGCACCUAUCGAUCAAAGGGAUCGCUGAGCGGAUCCACAGAUUCCCUGGAUGUUCUGUUGGAGCCUUUCCUGGACUCUUCUAACUGCUCCAGCCUGUUUGGAGAUGACAGCAGCCUGACCCCCUUCAGUCGGCACAGGAGUUCAUCCUGUGAACAUGGAGCUCCUGCAGGUGGCGCUGUGACAGGACUGCAAACUGGAGCAUGCAGUGGGGUGCGAUGUGUAGGGGAUACUUAUUACAUUUCUGCUGAUGUCAGCCAGUUUGAGCCGCAGGAUAUUGUAGUGAUGGCCUACAAUCAAAGCGUUGUCAUUCAAGCCCAAAAGGUUUUGGAGGAUGGAAGUGUGAGCGACACGUUUAGCCACAAGUCCCAGCUUCCUAAAGACAUGGAUCCUCUGUCAGUCAGUGGGACUCUACAGCCUGAUGGAACGCUGUUGGUGAGCACUCGCAGGACUACGGGCCUGACUGGACUGGAACCUCCAGACGUCCUGACCCACUGCAGCCAUGCUCAGCUUUGAUUUAUGACUUUGGAAACUUCUCAGCCAUUAUUUUCUGAGCCAUCAUCUUUUUUAUUUCUGUCUGAUUUCUUUAUUCCUGGUUCUUAACUUAAAAAAAAUCUGUGUAAAUGAUUAAAAUAAAUCCUUUUUUGACUUCAAGUGUUUGAGGUUUUUAUUAAAUCUAGUUGCUAAUUUGGCUUAUAUAAUAUUCAGGGGCGGAUUUACCAUAAGGCAAAGGUAGGCAAUUGCCUUGGGCCCCCAACACCUUGGGGGCUAUGAAUACUUUAUAAAAAUGUCUAAAAUAGUUUCUACACCUAUAAUUAUCUAAUUGUGUCACAAAAAAAUCAAAUUACUGAAAUGGCAUGAGACUCAUGUGAAAGUGCUUCGUUCUCCCUAUCCCUUCUGCAGCAAUGGAAUAUUCCAUCAACAUAACAGCAAGCUAGCAGGCCGAGAAAGACUUUUCAGGGAUAAAAACAAAACAAAAUCAAAACAGUAAGAAUAAAUGUUGAAGAAAAAAGCCAAAGAGAAAGCAAGAAAUUUGCUGUGGCACUUCCAGAAGUGCAGGAAGACAUAAGAAAAGGAACAACAGAAUUAUAAAGAUAGGGGAGAAAAAUCUAAUUUGGUAGUGAAAAUAGUUGUAACAUUAUAAAACAAAGUCCAAAAUAUUCAAGAAAAAAAAGAUUAUGAAAAAAGUUGAUUUUUUUUUACUAUAAUAUAGUCAUAAAAUUAAAUGGAAAAUUGCCCACAUUUUACGUAAAUAAAGCUGUAAAAUUUAUUAGGAAAAA